AUGUCUGCACCAUGGGAUCUGGUGAUUCAAAACGCAAAAGUUUUUGAUGGCACCGGUGCCGCCGGAAAAGUGGCAGAUGUGGCAAUCAGAGAUGGCGUUAUUGCAGCCAUCGGUGCGCAGCUACCCGAACAAUCCGCGGCAGCCACUGCGGAUGCCGCUGGUAAAUGGCUGAUACCGGGCCUGCUUGAUAUACACACCCACGAAGACCUGGAAGUUGAGUUGGACGCGGGGUUGCCGGAGAUGGUGCGGCACGGCACCACAAGUGCGGUUGUGGGGAAUUGCAGCAUUGGUCUGGCCUUUGGCGCCCAGCGUACGCCAGAACAGGAUCCCAUUGUUGACUGUUUUGCCCGGGUCGAAAAUAUUCCAAAAACCGUGCUGGCCAAGGCGGCAGAUAAAGCCACCUGGAACAAUCCACGCGAUUACCUUGCUCACCUGGAUGAGCUGCCCCUGGGUGCCAACAUCGCGCCUUUUGUGCCACAUUCAAUGUUGCGCAUCGAGGUGAUGGGUCUGGAAGCCAGCAUUACGCGGGAUCCUACCCGGGUUGAACUGGACAAGAUGGUGGGGAUUCUCGACGAGUGUUUGCAGGCGGGGUACCUCGGCUUAUCCACCGAUGGACUGCCGCUGCAUUUUCUGGCCAACCAACCUCAUGUGGACAAACGUAUUCCUACUCAAUACGCCUCUUUUGAUGAAUAUAAAACGUUGACUGAUGUUGUGCGUAAACACGAUCGCGUCUGGCAGAUGACGCCGGCCACGGAUAAUGGCGCCCUCACGGUAAAACUGUUUAUGUUGUCCAGCGGGCGUCUGUAUAAGAAGCCUUUGAAAAUUACAGCGCUGGCCGCGCUGGAUUCGGUUAACAAUCGGCAGAACAAAGCCCGGGCACUCUUGUUUGCUAAUCUGCUCAAUACAGAUCUGCUGCAGGGGAACUUUCGCAUGCAGGCGCUCAGCGCACCUUUUCGUAUUUAUUCAGAAGGGGCGGUGAGUCCGUUGGCGGAAGCUAAUCCACUGCUUCGACGCUUGAUAGAGACUGAGCUGGAGGACGUUGAAGCGCGCCGAAAGAUUCUGGCUGAACCUGAAUUUGUAGAUGCUUUCCGGGCUAUGUGGUCCAAAGGCAAGUCGGGUUUUAAUCUGGGACACCUGCGGCGCAAGCUGCGCCUGGAGCGCGAAUUUCUGACCCGCGAUCUGAACGAUAUGGAAAUCUUCCGUGUGCCUGUAGCCGGUUGGGUGGGGCAGACGCUGCAGUAUGCUUAUGAUCGUUAUCAACUGUGGUGCCGCCAGCCGGAUAGCAUUGUCGAAGAUGAAGAACAGCGCGUGUUUGAUGCAUUAGGCAAAAACAUACGAGACGAUGCUGAAUUUUUUCUGAUGCUGCUGAAUCAUUACGACCGGGAUCUGUACUGGCACUAUGUGUCAGCAAACAGAAAUCCUGAGGUCGUCAAGCAGCUGCUGUUGCAUCCGAAGCUGCUGCCAGGUUUUAACGACAGUGGCGCCCAUGUGACGAAUAUGGCAUUUUUUGAUGGCAACCUGCGGGCGUUGCAUAUCGGCCUUAACGACAGCGAGGCAACGUUCAGUCAUAUGUUAAAAAGGCUGACCCGUGAGCCUGCUGAAUUUUUCGGGUUGGAUGUGGGUCGCCUGGAUAUCGGUGCCAAAGCAGACCUUGCCUUGCUGAAUCCUGAAGCGCUGCGCAACUAUAAAGGCGAAGACUCGAUUCGAUACAUCUACCGGGAUGUGUUUGAUUGCCACCAGCUGGUGAAUCGUUCUGAUGGAGUUGUUGCAGGCGUUUAUGUUGCUGGAGAACAGAUUGCGCCAGCGUUUGCAGAUGUAGACAUGAUUUUUCAUGCGGGCGAUAUCCAUGAUCUUUAUGUGUUGGAUGAGCUGGAGAAAAUCGCGCCGGUCACGGCUGCACGUGGUAACGGCGAAGAUGGCAGCGGCGGGCGGCCGGUGCAGCCAGAAGACCCUCGCGUUAAAUACGCCUGGUUGCUGGAGAUUGAAGGCUUGUGGGUUGGCCUGACACACUAUGUGCCGGUGCCGGAACGACCGCCUAACUUCACUAUGGCGCACUGGGUAGAACGCUUUUUCCCGGAACGUAAACCUGACGUGAUUGUAUCCGGCGAUACGCACCGUGAAGCUAUUGCAACCAUCGAUGGUAUCUAUUGCGUGAAUCCCGGUUCACCCACCUAUCCGCAUAACUAUGACACCCAGUACGGCACCAUAGGUUUUCUGGAUCUGGAUGAGGGCAAAGCUGAAGCCAGCAUUUUUCAGAUUGUUGAAGAGGGCAUUAUACCUUUUGACUGGGACGCCAUUCCGCCCUGGAAAUUACGUCGUUAG
Messenger RNA from Symbiodinium pilosum, 2322 nucleotides. NCBI's taxonomy places the organism in Eukaryota, Dinophyceae, Suessiales, Symbiodiniaceae. The record is from the annotation of a GenBank genome assembly.